AUGCGUUAUGAAUGGCUUUGUGAAAAGCACGGUUUUAAAGGAGGGAGAAAUUUAGCAGUGUUUUGUCAUAACAACGGCUACAUAAAUCCCUCUUCCCCUUGCCAGUUCCCGCGAGGAACUUACGAGCCGCCGCGCCUUUUCUGUGCCUGGAAGCCUCCGAGUGACUGUAGCAGCUUUGCUUCCUGCUCUCUUUCUGUGACGGUGCCUGCUGCGUGCAGCGCCUUUUUCGGAGCCUCGUGGAUGACUUCCUGCAGCAACAGAGAAGGCGACGAGCAUGCAGGGAAAUGGAUAGCAAGUGGGUCGGGAGCAGCUGUCAAAAGCAGUCACUACUACAGUCACCGGGAGACUUCCGGGCACCCAGUGGCUAACGGGUGCUCGCGCGAACCAGUUUAUUGA
Messenger RNA from Podarcis lilfordi (Lilford's wall lizard), 396 nucleotides. The record is from the annotation of a GenBank genome assembly. Lineage: Eukaryota; Metazoa; Chordata; Lepidosauria; Squamata; Lacertidae.